AUGUCUGACAAGAUUCCUGACUACGCUCCAUCUGAUUACUUCAAAUUUGCCCUUGCCGGUGCCAUUGGCUGUGGUUCCACCCACAGUUCUUUAGUCCCAAUCGAUGUCGUCAAGACUAGAAUCCAACUAGAGCCUACCGUUUACAACAAGGGUAUGAUUUCAUCCUUCAAGAAAAUUAUCGGUGAGGAAGGUGCCGGUGCGUUAUUGACUGGUUUUGGUCCAACUUUACUAGGUUACUCUAUUCAAGGUGCUUUCAAGUUUGGUGGUUACGAAGUGUUCAAGAAGCAAUUCAUCGAUUUACUGGGUUAUGACACUGCUUGUAACUACAAGAACUCUGUUUACAUGGGUUCUGCUGCAAUCGCCGAAUUUAUCGCUGAUAUUGCCUUAUGUCCACUGGAGGCCACUAGAAUUAGAUUGGUCUCUCAACCAACGUUCGCUAACGGGUUGAUCGGUGGGUUCUCUAGAAUAUUGAAGGAAGAAGGUGUUGGUUCUUUCUACAAUGGUUUCACUCCGAUCUUAUUUAAACAAAUUCCUUACAAUAUCGCUAAGUUCUUGGUCUUUGAACGUGCCUCUGAAUUAUACUACGGUAUUGUCGGCGCCAAAGAAACUUUAUCCUCAAGUAUGAACACCGGUAUUACACUAUUGUCUGGUUUAACUGCCGGUCUUGCCGCUGCUAUUGUUUCUCAACCAGCUGACACUUUGUUAUCCAAGGUUAAUAAGGUCAAGAAAGCGCCAGGUCAAUCAACCAUCGGUCUAUUGGGUCAAUUAGCCAAACAAUUAGGUUUCUUCGGUUCAUUCGCUGGUCUGCCAACUCGUUUAGUAAUGGUCGGUACUUUGACCUCAUUACAAUUCGGUAUCUACGGUACUUUGAAGAAGUCCCUUGGUUGUGGUCCUACCAUUGAAAUUGGUGGUGGUGGUCACUAA
Messenger RNA from Maudiozyma saulgeensis, 924 nucleotides. The record is from the annotation of a GenBank genome assembly. NCBI's taxonomy places the organism in Eukaryota, Fungi, Ascomycota, Saccharomycetes, Saccharomycetales, Saccharomycetaceae.